Messenger RNA from Onychostruthus taczanowskii (white-rumped snowfinch), 405 nucleotides. It is a transcript of the gene ODF1, whose product is annotated as outer dense fiber of sperm tails 1. The record is from RefSeq and is a predicted model, not a curated record. Gene Ontology annotation, molecular function: structural constituent of cytoskeleton. Gene Ontology annotation, cellular component: intermediate filament. The coding region runs from base 1 to 405 and encodes 134 amino acids. The transcript has a single exon. NCBI's taxonomy places the organism in Eukaryota, Metazoa, Chordata, Aves, Passeriformes, Passeridae.
AUGUCCAGCUGUCAUCCUUGCACCCCUUGCUACCAGCCUUUCAACCCCUGCUUCCAGCCCUGCAACCCUUGCUACCAGCCCUGCAACCCCUGCAGCCAGCUUUACAACCCCUGCUACCAGCCCUGCAACCCCUGCAGCCAGCCCUGCGGCCCCACCCCACUGGCCAACAGCUGCAAUGAGCCCUGUGUCAGGCAGUGCCAGAGCUCCACCAUCAUCAUCCAGCCCUCCCCCGUGGUGGUGACCCUUCCUGGGCCCAUCCUCAGCUCCUUCCCACAGAACACCGCUGUGGGAUCCUCCACCUCUGCUGCUGUUGGCAGCAUCCUCAGCUCUCAGGGAGUGCCCAUCAGCUCUGGGGGCUUUGAUCUCUCCUGCAUCACCAGGCACCACCACAACAGGGUCUGCUAA